This is a messenger RNA of Balaenoptera musculus (blue whale), 3324 nucleotides long. RefSeq names its product LysM domain containing 3 (gene LYSMD3). The record is from RefSeq and is a predicted model, not a curated record. Lineage: Eukaryota; Metazoa; Chordata; Mammalia; Artiodactyla; Balaenopteridae. Gene Ontology annotation, cellular component: Golgi apparatus. Gene Ontology annotation, biological process: Golgi organization. The transcript is spliced from 3 exons. The coding region runs from base 202 to 1119 and encodes 305 amino acids.
GGCAGGUUUGCGGACGUGGCGGCGGCGCACGGCACUAAAGGCCGAGACGUUGGCGGCGGCGGUGACGGUCGACAGGGGCAGCCAAAAACGGAGGCUCGGCCAUGAACUGGCCCGGGACUGCAGCCCUGGCGGCGGCGGCGGCGGACCUGGUAGCCGUCUCCUCGUUGAGUCCCGCCUGCUAACGGGACAGAUUUUGACAUUAUGGCAGGGAGGCAUCAGAAUCGUAGUUUUCCUCUUCCAGGAGUUCAUUCAAGUGGUCAAGUACAUGCAUUUGGAAAUUGUACAGACAAUGAUAUGUUGGAGGAGGAUGCUGAAGUGUAUGAGCUUCGAUCCAGAGGAAAAGAAAAAAUCCGAAGAAGUACAUCGAAAGAUAGACUUGAUGACAUUAUAGUAUUAACAAAAGAUAUACAGGAAGGAGACACUUUAAAUGCAAUAGCCCUUCAAUACUGUUGUACGGUAGCAGAUAUCAAGAGGGUUAACAAUCUCAUCAGUGAUCAAGACUUUUUUGCCCUUAGGUCUAUCAAAAUUCCAGUAAAAAAGUUUAGUUCAUUGACUGAAACACUUUAUCCUCCAAAAGGAAGACAGACUUCACGUCCUUCAUCUGUUCAGUACCUUUCAGAACAACAGGAAGUUUUGUCAGCUAACGAUUCUCUUUCUUCCAGUGAGUCAGCUGGUAGCUUUUUAAAAGAAGUAGACCGAGACAUAGAACAAAUAGUAAAAUGUACAGACACCAAAAGAGAGAACCUUAAUGAGGUGGUGUCUGCCUUGACAGCACAAGUACGUUUUGAACCUGAUAACAAAAACAUUCAACGUAAGGAUCCUUAUUAUGGAGCAGACUGGGGAAUAGGGUGGUGGACAGCUGUAGUGAUAAUGUUGAUAGUAGGCAUAAUAACGCCAGUAUUUUAUUUGCUGUAUUAUGAAAUUUUAGCUAAAGUGGAUGUUAGUCACCAUUCAACAGUGGAUUCUUCACAUUUGCAUUCAGGAGUCACACCCCCAUCACAGCAGAGAGAAAUGGAAAAUGAAAUUGCUCCAACUAAAGGAAUACCCUUUGGCCCACAAGAUGACCAUAAGCUUUAUAGUCAAUAUUCUCAGUUACCUGCUGCUCAACACAAGACAUAGCAGUUAGUUCAGUUACAGUGUUAGUGAUCACCUGUGUAUCUGGAAUGUGGUGGGUGAAUCAGUUAUAUUAAAUAACCACUUCAAAGGCAGGAUUUAGGGAGACUGAAGAUGCUUUGUUUUUCACCUUUUUUUUUGUUUGUUUUUUGGAGCCAUUUACAAAUGGAUUGAGCAUAAAAUCCCUACAGUUGCUAGUUGUUGAUACUGAAAGCAGUAAAUCUGUGUAUCUGUUUUAUCAAUGCUUAAAGCAGAAAUGAAUUUAAAUAUGUGUCUCGGAAGUUCCUGGAAAAUGCAUUUUUUCUUAUUCAAGACUGGUUAUGUUCAAAUUUUAUUUUUUAAGCAAUUGUUUUUGGUUUGAGGUUAUUAAUAGUAAAUUCAUUAAGCAGAAUAAUGAUAGCAUCAGAUAUCUGCAACUGAAGAAAAUUUAUUACCAUCAAAAUAUUUAGUUGCAGAAAAGUUUGAUUCUAAAAUUAUUUGAUAGGACUUACUUAAAAUUUCAUUUCGAAACUUAAAUAAAACCCCACAUUUAGUACAUACGCUAUGAAAACAUAAGUAGAACAGAAAGGGGAAAGAAAUGUAUAAUGUCUGUAAUAGAAGCUGAGAUAUAUUAUUAUUUUUAAGCCCCCAAAUUAAUGUGUUACUGUUGGGAAGUUGCCAUUUGGUCACUAGAACACUGGAUUAUGUCAGGACCUAAAAGUUAUCUUUGUCUCUUAAAGAAUGCUGCCUCUGCUUCUGUUUUUUAAGUGAUUAUAUUUGCCUCUGAUGUUUGAAAGCACUUUUGUUGUUCUUUGAUGAAAAGUGUUAUACAUGUACAGAUUAGUAUUAAUUAGCAAAUAUUUCCUUACAUACUGUGAUAAGUUGUUGCUGUGUUACAUGUAAUAACAUGCCUUAAUUACAUUUAAUGCCUUAUAAUACUCUAUGUAAACUAGUAUAAUUUUUAGAAUUAAAAUUAAGCAUUAUUUCAGAUGGUCCAAUAGGAUUCAUAACAUAGGCUGUAUAAAUUUGUCUCCACCUUCACUGUCAGGCACAAGUUAAUGGGAUCAUAACAUUUUCGUUGUCUGUCUCUGAGGUCUGUUGCAGAAAAGCAAGGGUAAAGAGACCUUUUGCAUUAGCAAAAACAGACAAAUUGCUUUGUAUAUUGAUCCCUUAACCUCUGUUUUUCAAAGAGAAAAUGUUCAACUUAGGUCUUUAUUCCCUGAACUAGAGCAUCAAAUUGGGGAAGAGAGGCCAAAGGUGUAUAUGGAUUGGUCAAAAGAGUGCCACUUUUAAGAUCUGCUGUGGAUCAGAGUCUGGCUAAAUAAGCAUUUGCAUACUGAUUCCAUCAUUUAGUUUUUAAAAGUAUGUGUUUUUAAAAUGCUAUCAAAAUGAUUCAUUUGGUGGAGUCUGGCUUGCCUGUUUGUGUAUAAUAAAGUAUGUACCUGAAGAUAUAUUAUACCACCUCAUUUUCUGGGCAUUAUUUCCUAACUUUUAAGGUUUCAGCUUUUGACCAGUCAUUUUAUAUUUCAAACUUCAGUCUUGAUACAAAGUGGGGUGAAUAAAUAUAUAUGCUUAAUGAGGCUUAAUGUACUUUUAGGAGCAGUGUAUCAUAGAAAGACAGGACAAAGAUGUCAAACAUUAAAGCCCUUGCAUAUAUUAGAGGGCCUUAGACAAUUACCAAAAAGUGUUAAUAUGGAAGUUUGUAGCAAAUUGAUUUUUUGAGUUAACUCUAUUAGUUUAAGAUUUAAAAAACUGUUUUAAUGUGCUUUGGGCAUCUUGAGAAAAGUAUGAUCUUUCUAAUUUAUGCUCAGUGUUAACUUGGUCAGUUUACAUUGUAUUUAUUAAGCCUGCUGAAAAUCAAGUUUCAAGAAAGAAAAUACAGAUUAUUUUAGGGUAGAAUGGGCUAGAUGUCCUUUGAAGAACUUUGUUUACAUCAAAUUGAUGAAAUUACAGAGUCAGGGAUUCCUUUUUGCUAGUGGUACUUUGAAAUUGUGAUAGAGAAGUCUGAUUUAUAAAAUAAGUAACUUUUAAAAAAGUAAUGAGGUAUACUAUGUACUUGAUUAAAAACCUUUUCUGUCUUGCAGAGUGUCCUAUUCCUUGAAGGCAGUAUAACAUAUCCGUAUGACACAGGCAGUUUCCUUUGUCCAUAUAUUUGAAUUACAUUGGGUUGGCCAAAAAGUUUGUUUGGGUUUUUCCAUAACAUUUUACAGAAAAACCAGAGGGAACUUUUUG